Messenger RNA from Daphnia carinata, 1386 nucleotides. RefSeq names its product carboxypeptidase B-like. The record is from RefSeq and is a predicted model, not a curated record. Gene Ontology annotation, biological process: proteolysis. The coding region runs from base 69 to 1334 and encodes 421 amino acids. Gene Ontology annotation, molecular function: zinc ion binding; metallocarboxypeptidase activity. NCBI's taxonomy places the organism in Eukaryota, Metazoa, Arthropoda, Branchiopoda, Diplostraca, Daphniidae. The transcript is spliced from 8 exons.
CUGCCCUUUUGAAAUGAUUGUUACUCAGUUGUUGUUCAAGUUGCAACACGUUGACAGGCUGUAGGAAAAUGAGGUUUUACUACUACGUAGGUAUUGCUACCAUCUUUCUCUUAAACUUUUCAUCCUCUUUAGGCGAAAGGGUCGAUUAUAGCGGCCAUAAGGUGGUUCGUGCUCGGGCAGCUAAUGUCGUACAAUUGAGCUACUUACGUCAUUUACAGUCUUCAGAUGAAACCCUGGAUUUCUGGACGGACCCAUACCGAGUAGGCAAGCCGGUUGAUAUACACGUCACUCCUGGAAAAUAUGAAAGUUUGGCGCGUUCGCUGAACUCCGCCGGAAUACAGCACCACAUCAAAGUCGACGACAUUGGCAAAGCUGAAAAGGAAGAACGCCAAACUAUUGAACUUCGUCGUGAGUUGGCCAAAAAUCAAAAGGCUUUCGAUUUUGAAAAUUACCAUACAUACGAGGAGAUUGUCGCGUACAUGGAACAAUUAGCUUUGGAAAAUUCACUUGUUUCCGUAUCAUCUAUUGGCACGACUUUCGAGAACCGUAGUUUGACUAUGGCCACCAUUAGCACUGGAAGCAAUCCAGACAAACAAGUAAUCGUAUUCGAAUGCGCCGUUCACGCCCGAGAAUGGGCUGCCCCUUCUACUUGCCUUUGGUUUAUCAAUGAAUUAGCUACCAAAUACGGAAUUGAUAGCGAAAUUACCCAAUUGGUUGAUGGAUUCGACUGGAAAAUUACUCCUGUUACUAAUCCUGAUGGAUACACGUAUUCUUGGACAACUGAUCGCUUGUGGCGAAAGAAUCGCAAGCCCAGCAGUACUUGCUAUGGUGUGGAUAUCAAUCGGAAUUUUGACACGAAUUUUGGAGGGCUUGGCGCAUCUGACAUAGCCUGUGUCGAUACGUAUCACGGACCCUACAGUUUCUCCGAGGAAGAGUCGAGUGCAGUCAGAGAUGUGUUGAUAGCUAAUCGCCCUCGAGUCAAAGCAGCAAUUUCUAUUCACACGUAUUCUCAACUUUGGAUGUCACCUUAUGCCUAUACUCAUGAUCUUCCCCUCGAAUACGACGAAAUGUUGCGCGUAAUGGCUAUUGGAGUUCAAGCUCUUCAAAACACUUACGGUACUCAAUACCAAUAUGGAAAUCACGCCGACACAAUUUAUAUUGCAUCAGGAACUACAGUAGAUCAUGCUUACUCUGCAGAGGGUAUUUUAUAUGCCUAUCUUCUCGAAUUGCGUGAUACUGGAGAAUUCGGUUUCCAGUUGCCUGCUUCACAAAUCAUGGAAACAGCCAUCGAAACGUGGAAUGGAAUCAAAGCUGUUGCCCUUGAAAUUCUUUAAGACAAUAUAUACUUUACAUUCUUGAGCAAUACAGAGUACCAAAACCAAGAAA